Molecule: messenger RNA, 4772 nt
Organism: Brassica oleracea var. oleracea
Lineage: Eukaryota; Viridiplantae; Streptophyta; Magnoliopsida; Brassicales; Brassicaceae
Product: putative phospholipid-transporting ATPase 9
Exons: 10
Coding region: 755-4354 (1199 amino acids)
Biological process (GO): phospholipid translocation
Cellular component (GO): plasma membrane
Molecular function (GO): ATP binding; magnesium ion binding; ATP hydrolysis activity
Source: RefSeq, a predicted model, not a curated record
GACCCGCAUUUUGUGUGCUGGUCUCACCUUCUCUCCGCCACGACGGCGCAUCUAAUGUUCCUCCAAUCGAUUCUUCUCCUUCUUCAUCUUUCCCCUCUCUAACCAAAAUUAAUUCUCACUUCUUUUUUUUUUUCUCGUAUGUUCUUCUGAUAAUCUGACAAUCAUUAGAACAUACAAAUUAAAAAAAAAGAAGAAGUCCAGUUUUCUGUGUUCUGUCUGUACACAGAGCAAAAGUUUGUUUCCUUCUAUUGAAUGUUUUUAAUUAUUUUUUUUAUGAGAGGAUUUGAGAUUUGCUGUUGUUAUUCCAUCAAACAUUAUUAUUAAUUAUAUUUGUAGAAAGGGAACCAUGACUUGUCCGAAUCUUGGCACUUUCUCUCUGUUUCUUUCUUCCUCGUCCUCUUCGUCUUCCCAAUUUGUUUGGAUUGGCAGAAGAUCAUUCUGGCUAUAAAUUCAUAAAAAUCCAUGAGAUCUCUCUCACUCAAGCUCCAAUUUCUUGGCUUAUAAGAUUAUAAAGAUCUUAACUUUCUCAUAGAUCACAACCUUUCGUAAACACCCUUCUUGAUCUCAGCUCUCUCACUCACUCAAUUUUUCUAAAUCCAUUUUCCCUAGAAAAAAAACUCUCAUUUUCCCGAGAAAGAAAAAAAAAACAAAUUUUGGUAACCGGAGAGAGUCACAGAAAACGAGGCCGGAGAAUAAAACCAGUCACGGUCUUGUCUGCUUUUCUCCUCGGUUGGUUUGAGAUCUCUCCCUAUCAAUGGCAGGAAGUGGACUAAAGAGACGAAGAAGGAGAAGAAUCCACUUAAGCAAGCUCUACACACUCACAUGCACUCAAGCGUUUUUCAAGCAAGACCACUCUCAAAUCGGAGGACCCGGUUACUCUCGUCUCGUCUUCAUCAACGAGCCUGAUUCACCCGAAGCUGACUCGAGCAGCUACAGCGACAACUACGUGAGAACAACCAAGUACACUCUCGCCACUUUCUUGCCAAAAUCACUCUUUGAGCAGUUCAGAAGAGUCGCAAACUUCUACUUCUUGGUCACUGGCGUCUUGUCUUUCACUCCCUUGGCUCCUUACACUGCUGCAAGCGCCAUUUUUCCUCUCCUUUUCGUUAUUGGUGCUACUAUGGUUAAAGAAGGUGUUGAAGAUUGGCGCCGCAACAAGCAGGACAUUGAGGUGAAUAAUAGGAGAGUAAAAGUGCAUAGAGGAGAUGGGAACUUUGAUUCCAAGGAGUGGAAGACUCUAAGCGUCGGAGACAUAGUGAAGGUAGAAAAGAACCAGUUCUUCCCUGCAGAUCUUGUUCUCCUUUCAUCUAGCUACGAGGACGCUAUCUGCUACGUAGAGACGAUGAACCUAGACGGUGAAACCAAUCUCAAAGUCAAACAAGGACUAGAAGUAACCUCUUCCUUGAGGGAAGACUUUAACUUCAAAGGCUUUGAAGCUUUCGUCAAAUGCGAGGAUCCAAACGCCAACUUGUACUCCUUUGUCGGAACCAUGGAGCUUAAAGGAACCAAGUACCCUCUCUCCCCUCAACAGCUUCUCCUCAGAGACUCAAAGCUCAGGAACACCGAGUUCAUCUUCGGCGCGGUUAUCUUCACUGGUCACGACACAAAGGUCAUACAGAACUCAACGGAUCCUCCUUCCAAGAGAAGCAUGAUUGAGAGAAAGAUGGAUAAGAUCAUCUACCUCAUGUUCUUCAUGGUGGUUCUGAUGUCAUUCAUUGGCUCAGUCAUCUUUGGAGUCACAACAAGAGAUGACUUCAAGGACGGUGUGGUGAAGAGAUGGUACUUGAGACCAGACAGCUCAUCUAUCUUCUUUGACCCCAAGAGAGCUCAUGUUGCUGCCUUCUAUCACUUCCUAACAGCGGCUAUGCUGUACAGCUACUUCAUUCCAAUAUCUUUGUAUGUCUCGAUAGAGAUUGUUAAAGUCCUUCAGAGCAUCUUCAUCAACCAAGACAUCCACAUGUACUACGAGGAAGCCAACAAGCCGGCUCGUGCAAGAACCUCUAAUUUAAACGAGGAGCUUGGUCAGGUGGAUACAAUCCUCUCCGACAAGACUGGGACAUUGACUUGCAACUCCAUGGAGUUCAUCAAGUGUUCUGUCGCCGGGACGGCUUACGGACGCGGCGUCACUGAGGUUGAGAUGGCUAUGGGAAGGAGGAAAGGCUCUCCUCUGGUGCUUCAGAGCGAUGAUGUGGAGUACAAUAAGGAACCGUUUGCUGAAGAGGCCAAGGUGAAAGGGUUUAAUUUUAGAGAUGAGAGGAUAAUGAAUGGGAACUGGGUCACUGAACCUCACGCUGAUGUUAUUCAGAAGUUUUUGAGAUUGCUUGCGGUGUGCCAUACGGUGAUACCUGAAGGGGAUGAGGACACAGAGAAGAUCUCUUAUGAGGCUGAGUCUCCUGAUGAAGCAGCUUUUGUUAUUGCAGCAAGGGAGCUUGGGUUUGAGUUUUAUAACAGAACUCAAACUAGUAUAUCUGUAAGAGAGCUUGAUCUUGUGACUGGCAAAAGAGUUGAGAGGCUGUACAAAGUGCUGAACGUUCUUGAGUUCAACAGCACAAGGAAGAGAAUGUCGGUGAUAGUGCAGGAUGAAGAUGGGAAGCUCUUACUACUUUGUAAAGGAGCAGACAAUGUUAUGUUUGAGAGACUUUCUAAGAACGGUAGAGAGUUUGAGGUGGAAACAAGGGACCAUGUCAACGAGUAUGCUGAUGCAGGCCUUAGAACUUUGAUACUUGCAUACCGUGAACUCGACGAGAAAGAAUACAAAGAUUUUAGUGUGAGAAUCAGUGAAGCAAAGAGCUCGGUUAGUGCUGAUAGAGAAUCAUUGAUAGAGGAAGUCACGGAGAAAGUUGAGAAAGACUUGAUCCUUCUUGGAGCUACCGCUGUUGAGGAUAAACUCCAAAAUGGAGUCCCUGAUUGCAUUGACAAGCUAGCACAAGCAGGAAUCAAGAUUUGGGUUUUGACUGGUGACAAAAUGGAGACUGCUAUCAAUAUUGGCUUUGCCAGUAGUUUACUCAGACAAGACAUGAAGCAGAUCAUAAUCAACUUGGAGACCCCUGAGAUCCACUCACUGGAGAAAACUGGAGAGAAAGAUGCCAUUGCUAAGGCAUCAAAAGAGAAUGUCUUAUUGCAGAUAAUCAAUGGAAAGACUCAGCUAAAGUAUGCUGGUGGGAACUCUGAUGCUUUUGCUUUGAUCAUUGAUGGGAAGUCACUUGCUUACGCCUUGGACGAUGAUAUAAAACACAUCUUCUUAGAGCUCGCCGUUGGUUGUGCUUCUGUCAUUUGCUGUCGUUCAUCACCAAAACAGAAAGCUCUGGUGGCAAGGCUAGUAAAAUCUGGAAAUGGUAAAACAACAUUAGCUAUUGGUGAUGGCGCAAAUGAUGUUGGGAUGCUUCAAGAAGCAGAUAUUGGUGUGGGCAUCAGCGGUGUGGAAGGCAUGCAGGCUGUAAUGUCAAGUGACAUUGCGAUUGCUCAGUUUAGAUAUCUGGAACGUUUGUUAUUAGUCCAUGGACACUGGUGUUACAGGCGUAUCUCAACAAUGAUUUGCUACUUCUUCUACAAGAACAUUACGUUUGGUUUCACUCUCUUCUUGUAUGAAGCAUACACAACAUUCUCAUCAACACCUGCUUACAACGAUUGGUUCCUAUCUCUUUACAAUGUUUGCUUCUCGUCCCUUCCGGUUAUUGCUCUUGGUGUCUUCGACCAAGAUGUAUCUGCACGGUACUGUCUCAAGUUUCCACUGUUAUACCAAGAAGGUGUGCAAAACGUUCUCUUCAGCUGGCGGAGGAUACUUGGAUGGAUGUUCAACGGAUUCUACAGCGCAGUAAUCAUCUUCUUCCUCUGCAAAAGCUCUCUUGAGCCACAAGCUUUCAACCACCAAGGCAAAACCCCUGGGAAAGAGAUCUUAGGAGGGACAAUGUACACAUGCAUCGUCUGGGUUGUGAACUUGCAGAUGGCAUUAGCCAUCAGUUACUUCACACUCAUCCAGCACAUUGUCAUUUGGGGAUCCAUCCUCGUUUGGUACCUCUUCAUGACCGUCUACGGAGAGCUUCCAGCGAGUAUAUCAACCAGUGCGUAUAGAGUCUUUGUUGAAGCUCUGGCGCCGUCGCUUUCUUACUGGGUCAUCACUCUCUUUGUGGUUGUAUCUACUUUGCUGCCUUACUUCAUCUACUCCGCGGUUCAGAUGAGGUUCUUCCCAAUGUACCAUGGGAUGAUACAGUGGCUGAGGUAUGAGGGUCAGUGUAAUGACCCUGAGUACUGUGAUAUGGUGAGGCAAAGAUCAAUAAGGCCUACAACAGUUGGGUUCACCGCGAGAUUAGAAGCUAAAAAGAGAUCAGUGAGGAGGUCAGAGCCUGAAUCAUGAGUUAACCAUUUUACAACUGACUUGCCAGGACGUAAAUAGACUGUUAACCAGUUGUACAUUCUGAUUCUUGAGCGCCUUGCCUGAUUAACAAAGUAGAUUCUUACAGUGAACUCUGAAGAUUAUACACCAUACUUCUAGUAGAGAGAUAGCAUCUAAGUCUUUUCUCUUUGGCUCUUUCAAGAUUCCUUUAAUAUAUUGUCAUUCUUAGAGCAAUGAAGACAUCUUGUGUGAUGAGCAAUGACAAAGGAAUGAUCAUUGGUUUCUUCUAUUUCAUAUUGUGAGUUUCCGAAGUCAAAAUCGUUUGUAGUCUCUCCUUGACGCCAGAAACUCCCAAACACAAACUCUCCCUCCAUGGAGAGCUCAUGCAACAUCUCCUCAAUAUCUUCCAUGCAACUAACUCUGGAGACAUCACCAGGCA